Molecule: messenger RNA, 371 nt
Organism: Tupaia belangeri chinensis (Chinese tree shrew)
Lineage: Eukaryota; Metazoa; Chordata; Mammalia; Scandentia; Tupaiidae
Product: prothymosin alpha
Exons: 2
Coding region: 102-371 (89 amino acids)
Biological process (GO): negative regulation of apoptotic process; positive regulation of transcription by RNA polymerase II
Cellular component (GO): nucleus
Molecular function (GO): histone binding
Source: RefSeq, a predicted model, not a curated record
GCCUCCUCUGCCGCCACCGGUUCUGGCAGCUUUAUCGCCAGGGUCCCCAAACUCUCACUUUCUUUUUAAUCCGUUGCAUCGGAUCAGCGGCGUGCCCCACCAUGUCAGACGCGGCCGUGGACUCUAGCUCCGAGAUCACCAUCAAGGACUUGAAGGAGAAGAAGGAAGUUGUGGAGGAGGCGGAGAACGGAAGAGAUGCCCCAGCUAACGGGAACGCUAAUGAGGAAAAUGGGGAUCAGGAGGCUGAGAGUGAGGUAGACGAAGAAGAGGAAGAAGGCGAGGAGGAGGAGGAAGAGGAGGAAGAAGGCGACGGUGAAGAGGAGGGUGGAGGUGAAGACGAGGAGAAUCUAAACGUGGUCACCUUCCAGUAG